Messenger RNA from Theileria orientalis strain Shintoku, 867 nucleotides. Its product is annotated as ATP-dependent Clp protease proteolytic subunit. The transcript is spliced from 4 exons. Gene Ontology annotation, molecular function: ATP-dependent peptidase activity; serine-type endopeptidase activity; ATPase binding. The record is from RefSeq and is a predicted model, not a curated record. Gene Ontology annotation, cellular component: endopeptidase Clp complex. NCBI's taxonomy places the organism in Eukaryota, Apicomplexa, Aconoidasida, Piroplasmida, Theileriidae. Gene Ontology annotation, biological process: protein quality control for misfolded or incompletely synthesized proteins. Bases 1 to 867 code for a protein of 288 amino acids.
AUGAGAGUCUUCUAUGAAUGGUUGACACUGACAUACCUUUUAAUCCAUACUCUUGGCUUUAGAAGAGUUUUAUCGCACACCGGAAGGUUUCUAUCGCAUCAUUCUAAACCACGUUACUGUUUUCUAAACAGUUUUAAAACUGUAAACAAUCAUAAUAAUAAGGGAGAUCACAGCAAUAUAGGCCAAAUUAAUACAAAUGAAUUCAAUUACGGGCCAAUAAUUCACAAUUUUAGUCAAUUAGCAACAGAUGAAGACAAAUCAAACUACUUUGAGCGAACAGUAGAUGAGUUUUUUGUAAAGAAUCGGACAAUAUUUUUGUCCGGAGAGCUAAACGAUAAAGUCUCGUUCAGAAUCAUUUCAUCUAUCUUGCGAAUAAAUGAAAACGAUCCUAAUCUGCCCAUUAAGUUCUACAUCAACUCCCCCGGAGGAUCAGUCACUGCAGCUAUGCUAUACGACCAACCAUACUCAGGACUGGCAAUCUAUGACCUGCUGCAAAGCCUAAAGAUGCCAGUGGAAACGAUUUCCCUGGGCCAGGCGGCCUCAAUGGGAGCAUUUCUCUUGGCGUCGGGAACGAAGGGGAAGAGGUUCGCGAUGCCGAAUUCGAGGAUAAUGAUACACCAGCCACUAGGAGGCGCACACGGUCAGGCCAGCGACAUUGAGAUACAGGCGAACGAGAUUCUGCAGGUCCGACACAUUUUGAACAGCCACCUGUCCCACUUCACUGGCAAAUCAAUAGAGACGAUUGAAAAGGAUUGUACGAGGGACAAUUACAUGAGGCCGUCAGAAGCAAUAGAGUAUGGGCUCAUUGAUGCAAUCAUUGAAACCAAAACCUCGCACAUCCUGCCAGAACUGCCUGAAAAGGUCUGA